AGGGAGUUUUUUCAGCUCUUGUUCCCCCAUUUCAUACAUCUUCAUCACCCCCUCUUCAUUACAUUUUCUAACUAUUGUUAUUACUAUCCCAUCUUUUGAAUUGCUCUUUUAAUCUACCUAUCCCACAUUCCCUUGUGUACCACUAACUCUUGUUUAUUGAAUACUAUAAACCACCCAAAAUGUAUCACGACAUCGCCCACGCGGUUUAUAAGCGGGGUCAGGACUCCAUGGGGAACUAUGAGAUGCCAGGCUGGGGAUUGGGGCUCAUCUUCUUGGAUAUCCUGAUCUUUUUGCCUUUGGUCUUGGUGGUCAACUACUCUCUCCAUCAUGUCUUCCCCACGCUUGCCAUCGUCGAGGACCCGUCUCCUCCGGCUUACGAACCCGUGUCCCUGAACGAUGACGCCCAAUCUUUCGCCGAAGACAAUGCCCCGCUUGCCGAUGAGGCCGCUAACUCCCAGGCUCGUCUGGUUACCUCUUCUCUCCGAUCUACAUACCGUGCCCUUACUGCUAUCAGUGGCUGGCGCUCUCUGUUCCGAGGUCUCGCGUGCUACUUCUCCCUCAGUGUCGCUACUGCGUUCGUCUACGGCAUUCUAGCUGGCACUUUCAUUCCCUCUCUCAUCGCCGCCCCCGUCUCUGCGAUUGCUCUCGUCCAGCUAUACACGGCAUGGACUCACAUCGUUAUCUCGGCACCGAGCUCCAAGACUUUCUGGCAGCGUCUUCCCCCCUUCAAGAAGGCAUUCCACGCUACCGCCCUCCCUAUGGUCAUGUACUUCUUCGCUGCCGAGCUUUCCUCGUUUGUCCCUAGGAUGCUUGCGUACGCCAUGUCCAUGAACCUACCCAACCCGAAGCAACCUGGCGUUAUCCCUGAGACCGACAAGAACGACAUCUGGAAGGGUGUAAUCGUGCUUCUCGUCUCGCUUGUCUUGCACGUUUUCCUCGUUAUCCCCACACAGGUUAUCCUUACCCGUGUUCAGGCCUCCCUCCUCCCCGACGAGGACGACACUGUCGUUCCCUUCGACCGUUCGUUCGCUAGUAGAGUGGAGCCCGCCAUCGUCGGUGGCAAGGGCUUUGUCACUGUCAAGGAUGCGUGGCAAUCUUUCUCUCGCGCCUCGUGGGUUCGUCUUGUCAAGCUCUACGUCAAGAUCUUUGCCGCUGGUUUAGCCCUCGGUCUAGUCUGGGUGGCCGUUCUUGUACCUGAGAUGUUCCUCAUCUUGAGCCACAGCAAGAAGGUUGAGUAAAUCUAGUCGAUCCAAUCGAUCAGAUCCAUGGUCUUAAGCCAUGACAAUACAGUCCGCUCCGGUAUCAAUCUACUUGUUUCUUCUGGAUGGUUCCUGACCUUGCGCGCAAACUGCCAAUAUUAAUGGUUUGUGAGAAUAUUCGGAGUAAUAAAGAGCAGGUUUGGCGUUCUGAUGGAAGUAGGACAAUGAGUUAUAGCACUUAUUACUCCCCUGAGUUGGGUGAUAGGGGCGAUUCAACUACGAGACUAUGAAAAAGGGUUGGUUACAUGAUUUCUGGUUCAGUCGAACCGUCCGUACACCAGAAUAGCAACUUUUCAAUUAUAACAUGGUAAAAUCAGUAUCUUGAUUUCUACGGCUCAUAUAUAUUAGAAUUAAAUGAGAUGCUCAGUGACUUGGGUAUAUUUGUAAUCUGACAUUGUAUGGCAUUACCAUUACCUAGCCCACGAUGCCCUUCUUCCAGGACCAAUAGAUCAUC
Annulohypoxylon truncatum is the source of this 1713-nucleotide messenger RNA. RefSeq lists its product as uncharacterized. The record is from RefSeq and is a predicted model, not a curated record. The transcript has 2 exons. NCBI's taxonomy places the organism in Eukaryota, Fungi, Ascomycota, Sordariomycetes, Xylariales, Hypoxylaceae. Bases 180 to 1238 code for a protein of 352 amino acids.